CAUGGAAAGUUUAUGCCAAUGGUGGUGGUGGUCCUGCAGCUCUCACAUCUUCCUGACAAUUUCCAUUUCCAAAUCUACAUCUCACUAUUUAUUUGUUAGCGUUUCUUCAUAGGGGGAUGAGUACAUAAGAAAUUAUUGUUUUCUUCUUCUUUUGAUAUAAGCCUCCUCAAAUGGCUAUGGCAGCUUCUUUAGCUAGCCUUUUGAUAUUACGUUUCUGUAUUGUUCCUCUUUUUGUUCAAGCCAAUUCAUUUGUCUACCCUGGAUUCAAUGAUUCAGAUCUGGUCCUUAAUGAAGGAGCUUCAAUUGUAAAGCCUUCUGGCUUAUUGAUGCUAACUAACAGCUCGCCGUUCGUUAUGGGGCGUGCUUUCUUUCCUAAGGCCGUCCAGAUGUUUGAUAAUAGUUCUGAACCAAUUUCGGAAGUUUCCUCUUUCAGCACAACUUUUGUGUUUGCAAUAGUUCCAUCAAGCUCCGGUGCACCAGUUGGGCAUGGCCUCGCCUUUGUUAUGGCUCCAUCGACCCAAUUUCCAGGUGCUCAAAGUGAACAUUACUUGGGAUUGUUCAACACCUCCAACAAUGGCGACCCUUCGAAUCAUAUUCUCGUGGUCGAAUUCGAUACGGUUAAUGGGCACGACGACCCUAAAAAUUCGGAUGGAAACCAUGUCGGAAUCAACAAGAAUGGUGUGCGCUCAAAUGCAUCAGAAUCGGCUGAAUAUUCCAACUCUGGCUCUGAUGUGAAGCCUGAGGUGAAUAUGGGUAGUGGUGAUCCAAUCCGAGCUUGGAUUGAAUAUGAUCGUCUUAGAAAGCGUAUGAAUGUUACAAUAGCUCCCGCAAAUGUGAAGAAACCAAAUGAGACAUUGUUUUCACAUCCCAUAAACUUGACUGGAGUUGUAAAAGAGAGAAUGUUUGUUGGCUUCUCUGCGUCAACGGGCCAAGAAACAAGCUUCCACUACAUUUUAGGAUGGAGUUUUGCAGUUAAUGAACCAGCACCUGAGUUAAAUGUUUCUCAACUUUCGGUACCACCGAUAGUUAACAGUUCACCGUCGUCGACAUUCAAUCCUCUAGUCACUGUUCUGUUACCUAUAUUAUCUGCUACGUCAUUUAUGGGAAUUUUGAUUUUAUUUGCCAUAUUCAGAAGAAGAUUACAAAGGGAGAGCCUUGAAGAAUGGGAAAGAGAUUGUCCUCACAGAUUUAGUUAUUCAGAUCUCUAUAAAGCAACAAGAGGAUUUAGAGACUCAGAGUUAGUUGGAUCAGGAGGCUUUGGCUCAGUAUACAGAGGCGUCUUACUUUCCACCGGAAGUGAAGUUGCUGUAAAGAAAAUAACAAGAAAUUCGAGUCAGGGAAUGCGGGAGUUCGCUGCCGAGAUCGAAAGCUUGGGACGACUAAGACAUAAGAACUUGGUAAAUCUCCAAGGAUGGUGCAAGAAACAGAAUGACCUCCUCUUGGUUUAUGACUAUGUUCCAAAUGGGAGCUUGGAUUCUCUCCUUUACCAUCCAAAGGACAACUCUGUACUGAAUUGGGAACAAAGAAUCAACAUCGUCGAGGGUAUUGCUGCUGGACUGUUGUAUCUACACGAAGAAUGGGAGCGCGUAGUUAUUCAUCGAGAUGUUAAGCCAAGCAAUGUCUUGAUAGAUAUUGACAUGCAUGCUCGACUAAGCGACUUCGGUCUCGCUAGGCUAUACGACCAUGACCAAAUUUCGCAUACAACUAGUGUCGUCGGCACGAUUGGCUACAUCUCCCCCGAGUUGGCUCGCAUGGGAAAAGCAUCUAAAACUACAGAUGUGUUUGCCUAUGGAGUCUUACUCCUUGAGGUGGCCUGUGGAAGAAGACCUCUAGAGUCAGAUCUGUUCAUAUUGGUGGAUUGGGUAAUGGAAUGCCAUGAAAGAGGUCAAAUUCUUGAAGCAGCUGAUCCAAAGUUGAAUUCAGUUUAUGAUGUGGUUGAAAUGGAGAUGGUGUUGCAGCUUGGGCUACUUUGUUCCCAUCAUAGCCCUGAAGCUAGGCCAAGCAUGAGGCAAGUCACAAGAUAUCUUAAUGGAGAAGACCAAAUUCUUUCCAUUGAUCCUUCAACUUACUCUCAAGUUACCUUCCAAUCUAACUCAGGAUUCACUCAAUUUAUCCCACCUUCUUUGCAAUCUUCAUCCACUAGUUUCAUCUCUUCAACUUCAAUAGAUGUAGGUAGAUAAACAAUUUACUUAUUUUAUUUACUUUCUCUGAUUAUGAGUUGAUGAAUGUACACCCCGGGGCAAACUCUCUGAGUGGGGACAUCAUAAUUUAUAUCGUAGCAUAAGAAUAUUUUUCUUUUUAUAUAUAAAUGUACACCCGUCGUUUUAAAAAUUA
Momordica charantia (bitter melon) is the source of this 2334-nucleotide messenger RNA. The record is from RefSeq and is a predicted model, not a curated record. NCBI's taxonomy places the organism in Eukaryota, Viridiplantae, Streptophyta, Magnoliopsida, Cucurbitales, Cucurbitaceae.